This is a messenger RNA of Microplitis mediator, 1585 nucleotides long. RefSeq lists its product as uncharacterized. Lineage: Eukaryota; Metazoa; Arthropoda; Insecta; Hymenoptera; Braconidae. Bases 381 to 1472 code for a protein of 363 amino acids. The transcript has 2 exons. The record is from RefSeq and is a predicted model, not a curated record.
GUCAAAUUGAACGCACCCAUGGUAGUAGUAAGCGUGUGUCUACUGUUUUUGACUUCUUUGUCUCAUGCAUUUAUCGCAGUGUGAGUGCGUGUGUACUAACACACGCCUCAUAUGAUAUGUGUGUACGACUCGGUCCUCUUUUUAGUGGUCCUGUCUUAUAUGUAUGUAUACGUCCCACACUGAUAGUUCGUGCGCCCGACCAAUAUUUUUAUUGUUUCCUGAUACUUUGGAACGUGUAUAACCGUCGAGCAUAAUACCCUUUUUACAAGACAUUAUAAUUACACAAAUUCAUUGUUUACAGUGCAAUUUAAAUAAUUAACAUUAAAUUUAAUUUAAUAGUUAAUAAUAAAAAAAAGUUGCUAUUCAAGAAAGUUAAAAAAAUGAAUCUUUUUAGAACACCAGCACGCGGAAAGCGAUCGAGAGGAGCACGAGGAGCACGAGCUGCACCGACAGCACCUUCCCAUCAACUGAGAAAUCGUGGAACCGUGGCAAAUCCAACGCCUGGACGUAGUGCUAACUACGCACCAUUACGGUCUUCUCCACGGAACAGGAACGCGCCAGUAGCACCAAUUAUCAGGGAUCAGAUACAUAAUCCGCCACCAGCACCAAUUAUCAGAGAUCAGAUAAAUAAUCUGCCACCAGUACCAGUCGUCGAGGAUCAAAUCAAUAAUCUGCCACCAGCACCAGUCAUUGAGGAUCAGAUAAUUCACGCGGCUGAGAUGAUUAAUGACGCACCAAUUCCAGUCAUUGAGGAUCAGAUAAUUCACGCGGCUGAGAUGAUUAAUGACGCACCAAUUCCAGUCAUUGAGGAUCAGAUAAUUCACGCGGCUGAGAUGAUUAAUGACCCACGAGUUCCAGUCAUUGGGAAUCAGAUCAAUAAUGCGGCUGCGAUUAUUGAUGACCCACCAGCUCCAGUCAUCGGGGAUCAGAUACAUAAUGCGGCUGCGAUUAUUGAUGACCCACCAGCUCCAGUCAUCGGGGAUCAGACAAAUAAUGCGGCUGAAGUAAAUGAUGGGCCAGCAGUACCAGCUGAUAGAGCUCAACCCAUCAUUUCCAAUAGAAAAUUUAAAUUAAUAAGAAAAUUUAAUGCCAAUUUCAACAAGGCCCAGAAGAUGUUCAGGAACGUAAAAAAACCCGUAGCUACUCCUCAGCUGCCUGUCGCAGCUCCACAACUGCCCGUCGUGGUUCCACAGCAGCCCGUCGUUGUUCCACAGCAGCCCGUCGCGGCUCCACAGCAACCUGUUGCGGUCCCACCGCAGUCGCAAGUGAUUCAGCCGGGUUAUUAUUGGCCACCGUCUCCACAAUAUCCACCUCCUUUACAACCUUACCCUUACACUCCCUAUACUAUCAAUCCGCUUCAACAACUUUAUCAGGCUCCUUACUACUAUCCAUGUCCACCAAAUUAUUCGCCUGCACCCAACUAUCCAUCACCAUACUAUUCACAUCCCCAUUAUCCUCCCCGUUAUCAAUAAAUCAGAAAAAAUAAUCAUUUAACUUUUUUGCAUAUUUUUUAACUUUUGUAUACGAAAAAUAAAUUUUUGAGCUCACAAUUAUUAUUAUUUUUAUUAUUGCUUUUCCGAGAAAA